AUGUCUAUUAGACAAAUAUAUGCCACACGAAACGAGCCAAGUGUCUCUUUGGAGUUCUUUCCUCCCAAGACGGAAUCUGGGACCAGAAACUUGAUGGAGCGUAUGGGUCGUAUGUCCGCAUUAGAUCCUCUUUUCAUUACGGUGACUUGGGGAGCAGGUGGUACGACUGCCGACAAGACAAUGGAAUUAGCAGUUUUAGCAUCUAAGGAAUUGCAUCUACCCGUUUGUUUGCAUUUAACUUGCACGAAUAUGGAAAGGCAUAUUAUUGACGAUGCCCUAGAAAAAUGUUUGAACAAUGGCAUACAAAAUAUCUUAGCUUUGAGAGGGGAUCCACCUGUUGGUGAAGACUGGACAGAGAACGAUGCUGAUACGGGGUCCGGAUUCAAUCAUGCAGUCGAUUUAGUGAAAUAUAUCAGACAACAAUAUGGAGAUAGAUUUUGUAUCGGUGUUGCCGCCUAUCCAGAAGGUCAUUACCAAAGUGAUGUAGAUGGUGUUGUACAAGAUCCUAUUAGAGAUUUGGCAUAUUUGAAGGAGAAAGUGGAAGCAGGUGCUGAUUUUGUAAUUACUCAAUUAUUUUAUGACGUGGAAAAAUUUAUUAAGUUUGAGCAAAUGUUUAGAGAUAUUAUUUCCAAUGAUCUUCCGUUAAUUCCUGGAUUGAUGCCAAUAAAUUCGUAUUCAUUAUUCCAAAGAGCCGCAAAAUUAUCGCAUGCAUCUAUUCCACAACAAAUAUUGAAUAAAUUUCCAUUGGAAAUUCAAGCCGAUGAUCAUAUGGUUAAAUCUAUCGGUGUGGAAAUUAUAAUUGAUAUCAUAGAAGAAAUUUAUAGAAGAACUUCUGGAAGAGUUAAAUGCUUCCAUUUUUACACACUAAAUUUGGAGAAAGCUAUAGCGCAAAUAGUUUCUCAAUCCCCCCUUUUAAGUCAUAUUUUAGAGGAAACUGAAUCUAAAGAAAAUAAUGAUGCAGCUUUUGUUACACCACAGGAUAAUGAGUUAAUUGAGCCUGAUGAAGAUGGUGAUAUUGUUUUAGAUGAUGCUGAUAUGGAUGAUUUCCAUGAAGGCAAGAAAAGGAGGAGACAUUCCAGUAAUGUAUCUGCAGAAUUUAUGCUUAACCGUGCCUUAGUAACGCAAAGAGGAAGUAGUGGAUUAUCUGAUCGAUUGUUAGACCAAAACAAUAGUGGAAAUAUGCCCUCCAAGAAAUUUGUCAUUUCCAUUUCAAAAGGGUCUGGUGCCCUAGGUCGUGAUGCUACGUGGGAUGAAUUUCCCAACGGUAGAUUUGGUGAUUCUAGAUCACCUGCUUAUGGUGAAAUAGAUGGUUAUGGUCCUACCAUUAAAGUCAGUAGUAAGAAGGCUUACGAACUUUGGGGACAGCCCACAUCAAUGAAAGAUUUGAAGAGUAUAUUCAUAAAAUAUUUGGAAGGCUCCAUAGACGCAUUACCAUGGUGUGAUCUUGGUCUUUCGGCAGAAACUGGUUUAAUCCAGGAAGAACUAAUUCAAUUAAAUUAUAGAGGAUAUCUUACGUUAGCAUCACAACCAUCUACUAAUGGUUCAUCUAGUACGGAUAAGAUAUUUGGAUGGGGUCCUAAGAAGGGGUUAGUAUAUCAAAAAGCAUUUGUAGAGAUGUUUAUUCCUAAGCAACAAUGGGAAAAUGUAUUAAAACCAAAGAUCAAACAAUAUGGUAUUGGUAAAUUCAGUUAUUAUGCUGGUGAUGCAACAGGGACGUUUGAUACCAAUUUAGAACCCAAGAGUUCCAAUGUUGUCACGUGGGGUGUAUUCCCUAAUAGUCAAGUGAUCCAAACAACAAUCAUUGAAGAAGAAUCAUUCAAAGCUUGGAGAGAUGAAGCAUUUAGUAUAUGGUCAGAAUGGGCCAAAUUAUUCCCUAGGAAUACACCAACGAACCUAUUUUUAAGACAAGUAUAUUCAGAUUACUGCCUUGUAUCCAUUGUACACCAUGAUUUUGUCGAACCUGAUGAACUAUGGGAAGUAUUAUUUGAUUAA
Naumovozyma castellii is the source of this 1992-nucleotide messenger RNA. It is a transcript of the gene MET12, whose product is annotated as methylenetetrahydrofolate reductase (NAD(P)H) MET12. NCBI's taxonomy places the organism in Eukaryota, Fungi, Ascomycota, Saccharomycetes, Saccharomycetales, Saccharomycetaceae. The transcript has a single exon. The record is from RefSeq and is a predicted model, not a curated record. Bases 1 to 1992 code for a protein of 663 amino acids.